Acinonyx jubatus (cheetah) is the source of this 1598-nucleotide messenger RNA. RefSeq names its product 1-acylglycerol-3-phosphate O-acyltransferase 4 (gene AGPAT4). The record is from RefSeq and is a predicted model, not a curated record. Gene Ontology annotation, cellular component: mitochondrial outer membrane; endomembrane system. The transcript is spliced from 9 exons. NCBI's taxonomy places the organism in Eukaryota, Metazoa, Chordata, Mammalia, Carnivora, Felidae. Gene Ontology annotation, molecular function: 1-acylglycerol-3-phosphate O-acyltransferase activity. The coding region runs from base 236 to 1372 and encodes 378 amino acids.
UCCACCCCAUGGGUGGAGUCUCGCUUUUUUCUUUCCAGUGUUGGCUGACUUACAGCUCCUAUAAACUAGUGGCAAUUUCUGCACCCCAGCCUGCUCCCUUUCAGUUUCUGGUUCCCAAGCCCAUGUGCCAGGGGCCGCCAGCAAGGAGACACUUCCCUGGGUGGCGGACCUUGGUUCCCUCUGGAAAUAUUCUCCUGCAAGUAUUUAUUUGUCUGAAUCAACGCAACCCCGCGCCAUGGACCUCCUCGGGUUGCUGAAGUCUCAGUUCCUGUGCCACCUCGUCUUCUGUUACGUAUUUAUCGCCUCGGGGCUAAUAAUCAACACCGUCCAGCUCUUCACCCUCCUUCUCUGGCCAAUUAACAAGCAGCUCUUCAGGAGGAUCAACUGCAGACUGUCCUACUGCGUCUCCAGCCAGCUGGUGAUGUUGCUGGAGUGGUGGUCGGGCACGGAAUGCAUCAUCCAUACAGACCCCCAGGCCUACCCCAAGUACGGAAAGGAAAAUGCCAUCGUGGUUCUGAACCACAAGUUUGAGAUUGACUUUCUCUGUGGUUGGAGCCUGGCCGAACGCUUUGGGGUGUUAGGGGGCUCCAAAGUCCUGGCCAAGAAGGAGCUGGCCUACGUCCCGAUCAUCGGCUGGAUGUGGUACUUCACCGAGAUGGUCUUCUGCACACGCAAGUGGGAGCAAGACCGCAAGACCGUCUCGCAGAGCCUGCUGCACCUCCGGGACUACCCCGAGAAGUACUUUUUCCUGAUUCACUGCGAGGGCACUCGCUUCACGGAGAAGAAGCACCAGAUCAGCAUGCAGGUGGCCCGAGCCAAGGGGCUGCCCAGCCUCAAGUACCACCUGCUGCCACGCACCAAAGGCUUCGCCGUCACCGUGAGGAGUUUGAGAAAUGUAGUUUCAGCUGUAUAUGACUGUACACUCAAUUUCAGAAAUAAUGAAAAUCCAACACUGUUGGGGGUCCUAAACGGGAAGAAAUAUCAUGCAGAUUUAUACGUCAGGCGGAUUCCUUUAGAAGAAGUCCCAGAAGACGAGGAUGAGUGUUCAGCCUGGCUCCACAAACUCUACCAGGAGAAGGAUGCCUUCCAGGAGGAGUACUACAGGACGGGCACCUUCCCAGAGACCCCCAUGGUGCCCCCCCGGCGGCCCUGGACGCUCAUCAACUGGCUGUUCUGGGCCUCCCUGCUGCUCUACCCUUUCUUCCGGUUCCUCAUCAACAUGAUCAGCAGUGGGUCUUCCCUGACCCUGGCCAGCUUUGUCCUCGUCUUCUUUGUGGCCUCCAUGGGAGUCCGAUGGAUGAUUGGGGUGACAGAAAUCGACAAGGGCUCUGCCUACGGCAACAUCGACAGCAAGCAGAAACGGAACGACUGACCCCGGACACAUCAGCACCCAGAGGGGACCUUGGGGACUGGUGGACGCUGUCAUCCUUAGUGGGACCCAGGGACGAAGCGGGGUGAGCCCCUGCUGGGAAGCCAGGGAGUCUGGUCUCGAUGCCAGAUGGGGAGGAAGAUGUUCUUAAAUCUUUUUUCCCCAUCACGCUUUAGUGGGUUUUGGUUUUCUUUUCGUGUGUGUGUGUGUGUGUGUGUGUGUGUGUGAG